This is a messenger RNA of Brenthis ino (lesser marbled fritillary), 2106 nucleotides long. Lineage: Eukaryota; Metazoa; Arthropoda; Insecta; Lepidoptera; Nymphalidae. The record is from the annotation of a GenBank genome assembly.
AUGGGGCGUCGCAGGAUCGCUUAUGCAUUCAACUACGACGCCCCGACGGCAGGUCUGCCGAGGCAGACCACCACAACCAUGGGGUUGCUCCAAGGUCCACUCUGCGGAGCAACCCGCAUGGUACACCGCCCUCCGAAGAGGGCCACCUUCCACCACCCACCGAAGUGGGCAACCUCCCUCAUGGAAAAAGAAGCUUACGAGUCCUACGAGUAUCUACAAGAAAAUAAUGAAGAUAAUGAGGAAAACCAGUUUAUCGUUGUUCAAGAUGACGGCACAAUUCUUAGUGUGAACAGACCAAUUCAGUAUGUCACUCAGGUGCAAGAUGUCAAAGAAGCUUUAGAUCAUGCCCAAGCCAAUAUUGUUUAUGAUGUUACUCCUCAGCAAUUUUAUGUUAAUGUAGAUAAUUCUUCUGAACUUGUUUCCGUAACUGAUCAGUUUAUAUUACCAGAGGGUGAAAAUAACAUGUAUGCUAACAGUUUCUUAAUACAAGCUGUAGAAAAUGACGAGGAGGAACAGAUGGAACAAGAUGGAGCUGUACAACCUAAAGAAGAAGUAGAUAAUAAUGCAUGUGUUGAAGUAAGUGUAGAGCUAGAUAAUGCAGAGAACAAAACAAAUGGUGAUUGCACUGAGAUAACUUUAAGUGAUGAUCAGUAUCAACUGUUAGAACAAAAAGGCUGGAUAUUGUUGGAAACAUCUGAUAAAAUAUAUUUACUGGAUACACUUGGACUACAUGACAUUACAGCAGAUAAAAAGUUAAUUGAAAAACUAAGACAUGAGAGUCAGAUAGAUUUAAAUGAAGAAACAAGCACAAAUAAAGGUGAAAAUGUGGAGGUAACUUAUGAAAAUUGCGAGGAAAAUUAUGAAACCACUGAAGUUGAAGAACAGACUGACUACAUUUUUGAGGAAGAAGUGGAACAUCAAGAAGAAACUGUUACACAUUUUAAUAGUAAAGAAGAAGAUAGUGACAAUGAUAAUGGUCACCUGUCAUCGAAACAUUUCCCGCAUGAUUAUGUAAAGCUGAACUCUGUUAGAGACACAUCAUACAGGAGAGAAGGUGAAGCUCUUAGGAUAAAAACUAAAUUUUCAUUUAAAGACAUUCCACCAGAAAUAGUGUUAGGCAGAACAGUGCAUGGAAAAAAGUUAGUUGCGAGUGUGAAAACAGAGAAACAAAACCUUAGAAGUGCGCUCACUAACAAAGCUGUGGGUGAAAAGUUCCAGAGAGUUUCCGAUGAGGAUUCUGUAGAACACCUAAAAAAUGACACAGGUCUAGAUGAUGCUAAGUUUGAUAGUUUGCUACAAGAAAAUCUGUGGAGUAAUGCUGAUAGAUGUUCCAAGAAGGACGUGACUGCCGCAGAGAUUGUUGUGGAACAACUGUUAAGGGUUCCAGCUUUUAAACCUACUAUUUUGGAAAGAAGAUUGCUUGUUACUAAGGUGGUGAUUGAAGAACACAAAACAAACCAAUUGUAUACAGAGACGGUGCCGACGUUAGUGACGGGCCGCGUCAUUAGAAACGAUAAUAAGUUGAAUUUUGUGUACAUACCAGAUUUAUUGCGACGAUCACUUAGAAAUGUUCAAGGUAGUAGAAAAGUCAAUGAAGACAACUACUUACACAUACACAUUCGUGAAAUGAAAGGAAUUGAUGGCAUCACUAGAAUUUCGAUUACACUAAACAAGCGAAAUAUUCCAUUGAAUUCUUUGGCCGACAAUGCAAGGAAUAAACAAAAUAUGGUUUUCGCGUGCAGCGCCUGCGCGGCCGUCUACAAGACGGAGGAAGGCCUUAAAUUACAUCAAGAGACUGAGUGUAUGGAAAUAGAUGAUCUUUUAACAAUUGAUGCGGAUAAUACAAGUAAUAGCUAUAGUGUAGUACAAACUGGUAAAGAUAAACAAUAUAUGUGUAAUCAAUGUCAUUCCAUAUUUACAAAGUUAAGCAAUUGCCAAAAACAUAUUAAAACUCAUUUUAAUCAAGAUAAUGUAACUGAUAGUGAAGAGACAGGAAAUAAAAAACCUGAGGGAAUUUUUAAGUGUAAAAUGUGUCCUGGUACAUAUUUGCAUGCUGCAACACUAUCAAAACAUAUUGUAACCAAACAUAUAAAGAUUAAAGCUAAA